This is a messenger RNA of Hippocampus zosterae (dwarf seahorse), 2064 nucleotides long. It is a transcript of the gene gjb8, whose product is annotated as gap junction protein beta 8. Gene Ontology annotation, biological process: cell communication. NCBI's taxonomy places the organism in Eukaryota, Metazoa, Chordata, Actinopteri, Syngnathiformes, Syngnathidae. Gene Ontology annotation, cellular component: connexin complex. The coding region runs from base 222 to 1034 and encodes 270 amino acids. The transcript has a single exon. The record is from RefSeq and is a predicted model, not a curated record.
AGACCGGUCCACGUAGACUAUGGGCCUAAAAGGUCUGCUUCAAACCAAAUAUGGACGUUUUCCUGUGCAUUUUGGGGAAUUUUUGGCAGGUCUUCUCAUGACAGACAAGCCGACCAGGUUUCUAAAGUGAAACCGGCCUCAAAUUUCAAAAUAUCCUGGGCGCUGUGUGACUUUGCCGUCGGUUGUUUUUCAAAGCUCCUUUGCCGCUCCCGCAGGCCAUCAUGUCAUGGGGCGCCCUUUACGCCCAGCUGGGCGGAGUCAACAAGCACUCGACCAGCCUGGGCAAGAUCUGGCUGUCGGUGCUGUUCAUCUUCCGCAUCACCAUCCUGGUGCUGGCGGCCGAAAGCGUGUGGGGCGACGAGCAGUCCGACUUCACGUGCAACACGCAGCAGCCCGGCUGCAAGAACGUGUGCUACGACCACUUCUUCCCCGUGUCGCACAUCCGCUUGUGGUGCCUCCAGCUCAUCUUCGUGUCCACGCCGGCCCUGCUGGUGGCCAUGCAUGUGGCCUACCGCAAGCGCGGCGACAAGCGCUCCAUGCUGGCGUCCAACGGCACCGAGAAGCCCAGCGACGUGGACAUGGAGACGCUCAAACGACGGCGGCUUCCCAUCACCGGCACGCUUUGGUGGACGUACACGUGCAGCCUCUUCUUCCGGCUGGUCUUCGAGGGCGGCUUCAUGUACGCGCUCUACUUCGUCUACGACGGCUUCCGGAUGCCGCGGCUGGUCAAGUGCGAGCAGUGGCCAUGCCCCAACAAGGUGGACUGCUUCAUCUCGCGGCCCACCGAGAAGACCAUCUUCACCAUCUUCAUGGUGGCCUCCUCCACCAUCUGCAUGGUGCUCAACGUGGCCGAGUUGGGCUACCUCGUGAGCAAGGCGCUGAUGCGCUGCACCGGCCGCCGUCGAAACAGGAGAUUGUCGUACAACCACAAGGAGACCGUCACGCGGGACGGCAGCGCCUUGCAGAACAAGAAGAACGAGCUGCUGCUCUCCGCACCUUCCUCGGACUCCUCCAUGCGCAAGACCGUGUGCUGAAUGAGAGCGCCGGAACCCAACACGACACCGGAACGCCGUGUCUCUACUGAUCGUGAGCCUAUGUCUGGUCUCGAUUGCAGAAAAACAAUCUAUGUUCACACGAAGGAGAUAUUUGUCAAGGGAAAUGGUAGUUUCCCAUGAAAAUGCCGUAUGCGUCCAAAAUCACAAAAAUCAGACCAGGAAACAAAUUUUGCAGUAUUCCCUUUUUUUUUUUUACAUUGUAGUGCAAUGUUUGUCCACAAAUAUGCAAAGGUACACCACAAAACCUUGCCUCAAAAACUAUGCAUCGUCACAAAAAGGAUAUAUUUGUCCAAAUAAAAUGCAACAUUUCACAAUUAAGACACUCCAACAUUUUCUACAAAGUAUUCUUUGCUUUCUUUUCACAAAAGUCCAAGAUGCAAAAGGCUGAUCCAUCAGGUCCAUAAAGUCUUGCCAUGGAAAAACUACAUUUGUUUACAAAAAGGCACAAAGGACCCUAAAAAAGGGUAUUGUCUUGUAUAUGCGAAUGCCCCAAAAGAACAACAGAGUGGUGUUCCUCAGGGAAGCAUUUGAGGUCCACUCGUUUUCCUUGCAAGAACAAAAGGUCCCAAUACUUUUGACCACACUGUCUAAAAAGUUUAAUGGUCUUUCUGUUUGGAUCCAAAGUAUUUGAACGCCUGUUUUGUGCAAGGAAAGCUGCAGCUGUGUUUUAAUUUUGCUCAGUUAGUUCAAAAGAUAGAAGCUAGAAACAAAAGAACAGGAAAGACUUAAGAGUGUCAUGUGACUUUAGAUUGUUUUUUUUUAAUUUAUUAACUCCGCCGUGAUGAUGUUUAUUUUGUGGUAAAGCUGUGUUUUUCUUGAUUUUUGACCAAGUCGCUACACUGACAUCUAGUGAGUCUGUGAUCUUUUUCACACUGUGUUGCUUAUUUACUCACUUUUCAGCUUGUUUUUUUUUUUGCAGCAUUUUUGUGAUCCAAAAGUGUUGAUUGAGCCCCUCAUGUUUUUAAUAUUAAAUAGCUGCUUAAAAUGGAAUAAACAUGACAAACACUAA